Molecule: messenger RNA, 1029 nt
Organism: Drosophila nasuta
Lineage: Eukaryota; Metazoa; Arthropoda; Insecta; Diptera; Drosophilidae
Exons: 2
Coding region: 1-957 (318 amino acids)
Molecular function (GO): nucleic acid binding; zinc ion binding
Source: RefSeq, a predicted model, not a curated record
AUGCUAGAGGGUCGUCGGACCAUACAUAUGCCUAUGAGAGACCUCAUUGACAGCAUAAUGGGCCUUUACACGGCGGCGGAUGAGGAGAUGCUCUCAACUGCAACCCUCAAUCAGACAAUGCCGAAUCUUCAAGCUAUAGGAUGGGCGGCUGCUGAAACAGAGCAAGGUAACACUUGGAAAACGGUGCGAAAGAAGAAUAGACACGAGAAGCACACCAGAAACGCAAGGCUAGAAUCGGCAAAGCCUGACGCAGUGAUUGUGAGCGCACCUGCGAAUACAUCGUACGCUGAUAUACUGCGCUCAGUCAAAUCAGAGCCAAAAUUGAAAGAGCUGGGUCAGCAUGUUAGGGGUAUCCGAAAGACGCUGAAAGGAGAGCUGCUCUUUGAACUAUCAAAGCCUUCGGACCCCAACACGAAAGUAUUCCAGGAGGCAAUAAAGGAGUUCCUGGGCCCAUCAAUAGAUGUCAGAUCGCUGACGAAAAUGACUUCAAUCGAAGUAAAAGACUUGGACGAAGUGACUUCUGGAGAGGAACUGUUGGAAGCCAUAAUCACCCAAUUUGGCGAGAUCGGGGUGAAUCAAUCCAGCAUUAUAACGAUUCGCAGAUCGUAUGGAAGCAGGCAGACAGCUAGUCUAAGAAUCCCAGUCGACUCAGCGGCGAAGCUACUAAAGGCAGGCAAACUGCGUGUAGGAUGGAAUACGUGUCGUAUAAGGCGUAAGAUACAGCCAAUACGCUGCUACAGGUGUAUGGAAUUCGGACAUAUACAAAGCAGGUGUACAGCGGAAGCAGAUUGUUCGGGAAAUUGCUACAAUUACGGAGAGGCAGGCCACCAGGCCAAAACAUGCUCGAAAAAGCCGAAAUGCAUACUGUGUAGCAGGAAAGGGGAAGAAGAUUCGGCGCACACGACUACCAGCAUACGGUGCCCGUACCAGAGCAAGGCGCGUUCACGGUCAAAUUAGCAAUGGUUCGGAUUUAUCAACUAAAUUUAAACCACUGUGAAGCAGCACAGGAUCUACUGCUGCAGACUGUAA